Aspergillus calidoustus is the source of this 1155-nucleotide messenger RNA. Lineage: Eukaryota; Fungi; Ascomycota; Eurotiomycetes; Eurotiales; Aspergillaceae. The record is from the annotation of a GenBank genome assembly.
UCAUUCAUGAUAAGGUCCAGAAUAUGUGGAAGACCAACAUGGAAAUCCAGACGGUUGGUUGGCCUGUGAUGCCUCUGGCUGCCAAUGGACGGCUAUCACGGGUAUCAUCCUCCAGCUGAAGUCGUUGCUGGAUUGCACAAUUCUAACCUUGACUAUAUCAAAAAGACCUAUCAGGAGGCUUUUGAACAUGUGGGUUACAGACUUCUCGAGCAACGCAUCAAGGAGCAAGAGAAAGAAGGCGACGAUAAGCAAAGCUACAGGUCUCGCUACGAACGGCUUGCAAUUAGCGUCGCAACGCAGGAUCAGCUUCGGACUGGGGUACGUGGGUCGCCGACGUGUGUUGUACCCCGUGAACCAUGGAUCCAGGAGAUUCUGCGCCCUCACACAGAUGUUGUAGAGAACCUUCGCGUAAAGAGAAAUAAACACGGGUUUGAGCUCGCGGUUUACCGCACAGCGCAUUAUGAGGGCUCGGACUAUCACUGGGCGGAUGUGCGUGGCAAGUUCGAGGCUCAUCUCUCGACCUGGGGAGAUGGCGUCGAGGGAUCCGAGGAAGUCAAACCUCUUCUUAAGCUGCACUGGUUCGAUGCUAAAGAGAUUGGCCUCGGCCUCAAUGCCGACGCAGUGGACGCAGCAAAGCGGCACUUCCAAGAAAUCCGUGAUUCCGAUGUCUACAAGCAUAAACUAAACCGCAACAUUUUCUUCGUCCUCGAUGGCUGGAGCGCAUGUUCCUACCGAGACCCCGAAUUUAACGCUUCUUACAUCAAGCAAGGUCUUUCCCCCGGCGACUUCCAGGGCCACAUCCUCGCCGUCGAUGCAGACUUCGACCCAACCGAGCUGAACGAGCAUGCGGAAGAAUCGCCCGGCUUCCAGGGCCAGGUGGGGAUAUUAGGAAACCUAGUCUGGGGGGUGCUCUACCCGAUGUUCAUCAUGCCAUCCGCGACCUUGGAGGACUUGUGGCCGAUGGCAAUGGAGCAUCCGCUCAAGGUGUAUACGGGGCUUACGGUGCCGAGUCAGCUUGAGCAGUGGAGGGAGAACCAUGUGUUCAAGGCGGCAAUGUUGGAGCCCUUCGUCGACCACUUGAAGGGAAAGAAUGCGGAGCUGGCAAAAACGGUGGCAGACUUGAUGCUGCCUAAAGUUCCGUCGGAUAUGUCUUAG